Trichomycterus rosablanca is the source of this 3738-nucleotide messenger RNA. RefSeq names its product scavenger receptor class F, member 1 (gene scarf1). NCBI's taxonomy places the organism in Eukaryota, Metazoa, Chordata, Actinopteri, Siluriformes, Trichomycteridae. Gene Ontology annotation, molecular function: scavenger receptor activity; low-density lipoprotein particle binding. The transcript has 11 exons. The coding region runs from base 1 to 2670 and encodes 889 amino acids. The record is from RefSeq and is a predicted model, not a curated record. Gene Ontology annotation, cellular component: membrane. Gene Ontology annotation, biological process: neuron remodeling; dendrite development; heterophilic cell-cell adhesion.
AUGGAGGUGCUGAAUACUGUCCUGGCCUUUCUGGGACUGCUUUACCUCUGCUUGCCGGCCUUCACACAGAAGCUCUCAGCAACCGGGAAGAAUGUCUGUCUUAGUCCUAGGGACUCGUCUCACGUGUGUUGUUCUGGCUGGGCCCAGCAGGGUGAUGAGUGUACAAUACCACUUUGUGAAGGAGAAUCAGCCUGUACAGAGGACGAGCAGUGUGUUUUUCCAGGUUUCUGCAGAUGUAAACCAGGCUUUUUUGGAUUCCAGUGCAAGACUCCCUGUCCUCCUGAGUUCUGGGGCUCCGACUGUAAAGAGCAGUGUCCAUGCUACCCUUAUGGAACAUGUAACUCUACUUCAGGUGUGUGCAAGUGCUUUCCCACACGCUGGGGCAGCAUGUGCCAGAAUAUUUGCAAAUGUGGACGUCAUGGACACUGUGAUCCCCUGCAUGGCAACUGCACUUGUGAUGAGGGCUGGUGGAGCUCCACUUGCACCAAGGUGUGCCAGUGCCAUCCUUCCACCUCCACAUGUGAUCCGGGCACAGGUCAGUGCCUGUGUAAAAAAGGCUUUUGGGGUCAGAAAUGCAGCUUGCGCUGUGAAUGCUAUUUGUCACCAUGCCAACAAAACACAGGUGAGUGCCGGUGUAUUAACGGCUGGUGGGGACCAAACUGUGAUCGCCGCUGCAUUUGUGACCUAAGGCAUAGCGAGUGUGAACCGCUGACAGGCGAGUGUUUGUGCCAGUCUGGUUACAGAAGCCCCUUCUGCAAUGAGCCAUGCAGCACUGGAUACUAUGGGAGCGGAUGUACAGAGAGCUGUGGACACUGUGAGGGAAACAGGUCAUGCUCUAGGCAAGAUGGCUCGUGUGAAUCAUGUGCUCCAGGUUGGAAUGGCUCAAGGUGUGACCAGCCCUGCCCACCAGGUUACUAUGGGCACAAGUGCCAAGAGAAGUGUCCUCUCUGUAGGAAAGGAGAAACUUGUGAUACUAUGACAGGAACAUGCUCCCACUGUGAACCUGGCUGGACUGGACCAAGGUGUGACCAGCCCUGCGUCGACGGUACUUUUGGCAACGACUGCCACUUCCUGUGCAGGCCCUGCUAUAAUGGGCGCUGUGAUCAUAUAACAGGAAAGUGUGUUUGCCAUCCUGGCUUUCAGGGUGAGAGCUGUAACAGUUCGUGUCCAGAUCACCUGUAUGGAAUCAACUGUUCCUCAAUGUGUGACUGUGGGGAUGAGACAUGCCACCCUGUCACCGGAGUGUGCCCCUACAGCAGUCGAGCAGGAUUUAUUGCUUUAGGGCUUCUGAUUCCUCUGCUAGUUCUUCUAUUGGCUGUGUUGUUUUGCUGCUGCUGUUGUGGAAGUCCAGCUGUUGGAAAGGAUAGAGUGGCAGAAGGAGAUGGAAGCAGAACAAGUCGGAUGAAGCAUCAUGUCUACACAGUGCUUGCCAACAUGAGUUUAGCAAUGCCCUGUCUUACGUUCUGGUCAUCUGGGCUUCCCAGAGUUACAGUUUCUCACCAUGAUCCAGAACUUACUUUUAACCACAGUUUUAUUGAGCCUCCCUCUGCUAACUGGGUCACUGACUCGUUUGAGACAGAUGAGGACGGAGAGGCUGUGUACUGUGUCCCUCCAAGAGAAGACAUUCCAGCUGUGGCCGGGGGUGAAUUUCAGUUUCAGGAGUUAAGCUCAAAGUGUAACAUGUUCCCUGAACCAUCAACAUUCAGCAGUGAGGACAUGUCUCUGGCUUUCGGCAUCCCACGCACAUCCAGCAUCGCCAAGUCCAAGCGGCCCUCUGUCUCCUUUGCUGAAGGCACCAAAUUCAGCUCCAAAGAGCGUCGUGGCUCAACACAGGAGAACACUCGCAAAGCUAAAACCCCAUGGGGGGUCCUGAUGCUCUCUAGUUUGCAGGGGGGACAAGGAGCUCAUGAGGAGGCUGAGGCAGAGAAGGAGGAGACCAGCGAUGAGACAAAUGUCUCAGCAGAGGAGCAAGAUGCUAACUCGUUGCCUGAAGCAGACACUCAAAGGUACAGUUCCACCCCCUCAAGAAAUCAACAAACCAUCCCAGGCAGCAGACGGCCCUUGCUGUCCAAUCCAAGAAAAAACCUACAACCACAGGCCUUAUCUGGUGGCCAGGAGACAGAUACAGGCACAGAGAAGGCAUCCACUACCAUCUACAUGACCGUGGGCAAGCCUGUACGGGCAUCAAAGCCAGACAUGAGCUCUGAGGGGCCGGUGCAGGCCAUGCUGCGCAGACUGGGCAGCAUCCAGAGACAGAGAGAGGAAGCAGGACAGCCCAAAAGCAAGGGGCCAGCAGUGGCAAAGCCCCCACGCAGGAAACUGGGGGCACGGGCCAGUAUGUGGGAACAGGCUUCCAGUUCAGGACAGUCAGAUGUAGUCCUGAGGAAGCCCAGCCGGAGAAAACACACAUCGUUAAGUUCACCUUGUACAGUGGGGGCUACAGACAUGCAGCAGGACAACAGCGCCCCCAGGAGACCUCUUUCCUCAAUACUGAAAAGUGUUCCGGAAACCACUGUGCAGGACUCAAGGACAGCUUCUGAAGCCGACGCCGGGUAUGAGACAGUGGCUGCAUCAGAAGAAGUGUCCACUUCAUCUGAAGUUAUUGCUAAUAACAAUCUAACAGUACAAGAUGAAGAGCCCAAGUAUGAAAACAUUUAUAUGAAACAAUGACCUGGUCAGACUGAAAAUGCUCGUGUGUAGCUGAUUUUUAUAUGACAGAAUAUUGUUCAUCCAAAUUAUUUUAACAGAGCAGCUGUAACACUUUUCCAUUUAAAACAAAGACUUACUUUGCAACUCUGAUAAAAAUAUUUUAGGGAGGUGUAACAUGUUGGCCACUGUUUGAACUAGAAAUAUUAACCAAUCAGCUUCAAUCACAUGAAUUUAUCAUUAGAGAACUAGGCAGUCUGUUAGCUGUGUGCUAACGUUACCUUUAUUACAUCACGGUUAUAAAGUAGUUGAUAAAAUAUUUGAUGUGUUUAUCAAUAAUUGAACAUGUAUGCACACUAGGGGUGUGUUUGAAAACCUAGUGAGCUGCCUUGCUGUCUCACUGUCUACAUAGGCAGCUGCCUAAGUAGAGAGGAUUCUAAUAAGUCAUUGACUUAUAAGUCAGGUUAUUUGAACAUGCUACUUAGACAGCGAUUCCAUCAGUUUUCGCUAACUAAGCACCGUUAGCUGCAUGCCAUUCAGACCAAUGGGAUGAGGUGGCACAACACGCUAGCAUGUCAACUAACAUUUCUCUCUGUGUACCGAAAACAUUAAAUUCGCUAAAAAAACCACGAAUUUGCAAAUAAAUGACACUUGUGCAAGUUUAUACAAAUUAAAAAUCAGUAAUAACUCAGUUCGUUACACCGCACCGUCUGCCAUGUUUUUUUAUUUUUCUGUGAGAAAAGUUAUGCCGCAAUGGAUGCUGGGAUUGCCUUCACCGCUAAGGCAGCAUCGAAUGCUCACUCGUUCUUGAGUCAAAAUGGCAUUGAAAUUUUAAGAUACCUUAGUAGUGAACAUAUUAAGGCAUCUAGGAUUUUGAACAGCCUACUUCUCGGGAGUGUGCGUAGGAUGACCUAAAAUGCUGUCUAUGUAGAGAGCUCACUAGGUUUUCGAACACACCCUAAGAUACCGAAAUCCCAUUUGUUUCUGCCUGUACAUCAGAUAGCAUAGAACAUGUCCAACCUGCCAGGGCUAAAAGCUUUUAAAGAAGAAAUUGUUCGCCUACUCACUGGAUAAUAAAACAUAUCAAAGUCA